AAAGGUACAUUUUGUAACUCGUUUUGUUCAAUAUCAUGAAACCAUUUCACUUGGCGUCAGCCUGUUGGUCAUUCCAAUUAAGGAAAUUGAGAAGGUGGUGUGUGUGUGUGUGUGUGUCUGUGGUCAGCUCAGUCAGUGUGUGGGAGUGUAAACCAGCAGGAGGGAGGGAGGAUAAAUCUCAGAGCAUAGCUGGCUCUGUCUCAGUCUUUCUCUGGCAAGCUACAGAGUACAGACUUUAGGAUUAUACACCACACUCCUAUAUUCAAUCUCUCUCCUUUAUCUCACUCUCCUCUCUUUCUCGCUCUCGCUCUCGCUCUCGCUCUCGCUCUCGCUCUCGCUCUCGCUCUCGCUCUCUCGUCCUCUCCUCCCCUCUCCUCUCUCUCUCUCUCUCUCUCUCUCUCUCUCUCUCUCUCUCUCUCUUUCUCGCUCUCGCUCUCUCUCUCUCUCUCUGUAUGUGACUCUCUCAGUACUAGGGUCUUUAGGUUGCUACUGUUAAAAGACACUGUGGAAGCGGUAGGGGGAGUGGCUGGGACUUCGAUGCCUUCAUAAGGACUGGAGCUCGUUGUCUAGUGGAUCGCAACCUGGACUGGACUCAGCUCUGGGACUUGGUUGAGGAACUGUUGGGACUUGGUUGAGGGACUGUCGGGUCGUGGUUGAGGAACCGUUGGGACGUGGUUGAUGGACUGUUGGGACUUUAGCAAGUCUUCCAGGAAGAUUUCUAGACUCUUUUGGAGCAGAGAGUUAAGGAUCCGGUCCUGUCCUCAACUUGUCCAUGAGUGGAGCAGGUCUGUGUGAUUUGGUGUGUGUGUGAACAUUCCUGUGUGUGUGUGAGUGAGUGUGUGACUUGGUGUGUGUGAGUGUGUGUGUCUGUGACUUGGUGUGCGUGUGAGUGUGUGUGUGACUUGUUGUGUGAGAGUCCCUUUGUGACUUGGUGUGUGUGAGUGUGUGUGUGUGAUUUGGUGUGUGUGAGUGAGUGUGUGACUUGGUGUGAGUGUGUGUGUGUGAUUUGGUGUGUGUGAGUGAGUGUGUGACUUGGUGAGUGUGUGUGUGUGAUUUGGUGUGUGUGACUUGGUGUGUGUGAGCUUUCCUGAGUGUGUGUGUGUGUGUGAGUGUGUGUGUGUGAGUGUGUGACUUGGUGUGUGUGAGCUUUCCUGAGUGUGUAUGUGUGUGUGCCUGUGUGUGCGUGUGUGUGAGUGAGUGUGUGAUUUAGUGUGUGUGAGUGAGUGUGUGACUUGGUGUGUGUAAGUGUGUGUGUGAUUUAGUGCGUGUGAGCGUUCCUGUGUGUGUGUGUGCGAGUGUGUGUGAGUGAGUGUGUGACUUGGUGCGUGUGAGCGUGCGUGUGUGUGUGUGAGCGUGCGUGCGUGCGUGCGUGCGUGUGUGUGUGUGUGUGUGUGUGUGUGUGUGUGUGUGUGUGUGUGUGUGUGUGUGUGUGUGUGUGUGUGUGUGUGUGUGUGUGUGUGUGUGUGUGUGCGUGUGUGUGUGUGUGUGCUAGCUCAGCCAGGAUGAGUGUCCCCAUGUUAAAGAUAGGAGCGGUGCUGAGCACCAUGGCCAUGGUCACUAACUGGAUGUCCCAGACACUGCCCUCUCUAGUGGGGCUCAACGCCACCAGUCCUGACGGGAACCACCAGAGGAUCAUCAGCGCGUUGUAUCCGGGUCCAGAUGAAGGCUGGCAGGUGUACAGCUCGGCAUCGGACCCUGAUGGGAAGUGUGUGUGUACAGUGGUUGCUCCCGCUCAGGACCUCUGCAAACGAGACCCCCGCAGCCGUCAGCUACGCCUACUCACAGAACAGGUGCAGAACGUGAGUCAGUCUAUGGAGGUGAUGGAUCUGAGUACGUCUAGAGACCUGCAGUACGUCAGAGAUACUGAACCACUACUGAGAGGAGUAGACGGACACAUACACACCUACACCACCAACCCACGCAGACUCACUAAGAAGGGCCUGCAGGAGUUGAAGGGUCAGAUGUCUCAGCUGCGCCCCCUGUUGUCGGUGAUUGACCAGUACAGGUUAGACCUCCAGACCCUGGCCGUGCUCCGAGCGGAGGUCCUUAACCUGUCAAUCAUCCUGACAGCCAUUCAGGAGGAGGUGGGGGCCUACGACUAUGAAGAACUACAACAGAGAGUGCUACUGCUGGAGACGAGGCUGCACGCCUGUAUGAACAAACUGGGCUGUGGGCGAUUAACGGGGGUGAGCAUCCCUAUCACUGUUAGAGCGUCGGGCUCCCGCUUCGGAUGCUGGAUGACUGACGCCAUGAUACCCAGCUCUGACAGCAGGGUGAGUGUGUUUGUCAGGUUGGGGGGGGGGGACAGGUGAGGUCAGAAAGCCUUG
Molecule: messenger RNA, 2327 nt
Organism: Oncorhynchus keta (chum salmon)
Lineage: Eukaryota; Metazoa; Chordata; Actinopteri; Salmoniformes; Salmonidae
Product: noelin-2-like
Exons: 5
Coding region: 1503-2312 (269 amino acids)
Biological process (GO): signal transduction
Source: RefSeq, a predicted model, not a curated record